Microcebus murinus (gray mouse lemur) is the source of this 5380-nucleotide messenger RNA. The record is from RefSeq and is a predicted model, not a curated record. Lineage: Eukaryota; Metazoa; Chordata; Mammalia; Primates; Cheirogaleidae.
AAAUGGGUAAUUGUAUAUUAUGUGACUUACAUAUCAAUAAAUUUGUUACCCAAAGAAUAUAAAUAUGAUCUGUAUCACUGUGCUUUUCGCAGUGUCUCUCCUCGUAACGGUCCUAGACGAAAGGUGAGGUGACUACUCCCAUUUUACAGAUUUGGAGAUUGAGGGUUAGAGAGAGUAUUUUGCCAGAGUCACACAGCUUCUUGUCUAGAGAAAAUAUAGAGAUAAGGAGGAGAGUGGGACAAAUAUUAUUUCCCUUUUCUGUUCCUCCAGGAAGAGAGAUGCCUUUUAAUUCAAAUCAGUGUGUAUCCUGACAAAGAUACAUAUUCUGUGAAAAUCUUUGCUAACAAGUAGAAAAUUUAAUUUUGCAAAAUUUAAUAUUGCAAAGCAAGAAAGAAAAAUAAUUAAGCAAGGACCAAGAAACUAGUGGAGAUAACAUGAAUGAUGCCUUUCUUUGUUUUUUGCACGUGUGUGCAUAGCAUGUGCAGAAGUGAUAGCAAGAGAGCAAGGCAAAUACCUGAGAACAGAGUGGGCUGGAAAAUAUGAGUAAAAUUGUUACCUCUUAUCUUAGACUUCUGUGUGGUUGAGCUUAUUUUUGCCGUAAUAACAAUUUCUAAGGGAUGAAGAAGAAAUCCUUUUGAGUUUUGUUUCCCCAAGUUAUAUAUAGAUACUAAAGUGAAAUAAUAAGUCCAAUUUAUUCUUUGAAGUGUAGUUAAUAUGUAACCAAACUCUUCAGCACAGUUGUAUACCCAGGGCUAACGCCUUUAUUUAUACACCUAGUGGGUAGGGGGUGGGUGGAGGUUCCUUACCAGCUGACGCUGUCAAAACAGGAAACAAAGUAAUAAUCUCUCUGUAGUAGAUCAGGAACAUUCAGAGGCCCAUAGUUGUGACAAUUAAAAAAAAAAAAUUAAAAAAACAACAACCCAAUAACAACAAAAAAACUACCUAAGGAGUUUUCACUGGCUGCAAAGUGUAACUUCCUGUCGGGUAUUCAGAGGAGGUUGGGUUGGGUUUAGUCAGAUCCUUUCGUGGGAAAAAUAAAAGCUGCUCAAAAAACAGGACAUCCCAGUGUGCAGUUCGCAGGCUGCUUUUGUUGUCCACUUCCUCUGCAUCUUUUUCCUCGUUAUCUAAGCAGAUGUAGGUGAUGAGCGGGCCGGCAGCCACCACGUUUCGCUUGAAAAAGUGCAGGUUUGAUUUGCCAGGGCAUGCGGCUCUCCAGGCUUGCAAGCGAUCACCAGAUGAACACAAUGACGUGCAGAAGAAAACCUUUACCAAAUGGAUAAAUGCUCGAUUUUCAAAGAGUGGGAAACCACCCAUCAAUGAUAUGUUCACAGACCUCAAAGAUGGAAGGAAGCUAUUGGAUCUUCUAGAAGGCCUCACAGGAACAUCACUGCCAAAGGAACGUGGUUCCACAAGAGUCCAUGCCUUAAAUAACGUCAACAGAGUGCUUCAGGUUUUACAUCAGAAUAAUGUGGAACUAGUAAAUAUAGGAGGCACUGACAUUGUAGAUGGAAACCACAAACUGACUUUGGGAUUACUUUGGAGCAUCAUUUUGCACUGGCAGGUAAAAGAUGUCAUGAAGGACGUCAUGUCGGACCUGCAGCAGACGAACAGCGAGAAGAUCCUGCUGAGCUGGGUGCGCCAGACCACCAGGCCGUACAGCCAAGUCAACGUGCUCAACUUCACCACCAGCUGGACGGACGGGCUGGCCUUUAAUGCCGUGCUCCACCGCCAUAAACCUGAUCUCUUCAGCUGGGAUAAAGUUGUCAAAAUGUCCCCAAUAGAGAGACUUGAACAUGCCUUCAGCAAGGCUCAGACUUACUUGGGAAUUGAAAAGCUGUUAGAUCCUGAAGAUGUUGCUGUUCAGCUUCCUGACAAGAAAUCCAUAAUUAUGUAUUUAACGUCUCUGUUUGAGGUGCUACCUCAGCAAGUCACUAUAGAUGCCAUCCGUGAGGUAGAGACACUCCCAAGGAAAUACAAGAAAGAAUGUGAAGAAGAAGAAAUUAAUAUACAGAGCACAGCUCCCGAGGAGGAACGUGGGAGUCCCAGAGCUGAAACCCCCAGCACUGUCACCGAGGUGGACAUGGAUCUGGACAGUUAUCAGAUAGCGCUGGAGGAAGUGCUGACCUGGCUGCUUUCUGCCGAGGACACUUUCCAGGAGCAAGAUGACAUUUCUGAUGAUGUUGAAGAAGUCAAAGACCAGUUUGCAACCCAUGAAGCUUUUAUGAUGGAGCUAACUGCACACCAGAGCAGCGUGGGAAGCGUCCUGCAGGCGGGUAACCAGCUGAUAACACAAGGGACUCUGUCAGAUGAAGAGGAGUUUGAAAUUCAGGAACAAAUGACCCUGCUGAAUGCUAGAUGGGAAGCGCUUAGGGUGGAGAGUAUGGACAGACAGUCUCGGUUGCACGACGUGCUGAUGGAACUGCAGAAGCUGCAGCUGCAGCAGCUCUCUGCCUGGUUAACACUCACGGAGGAACGCAUUCAGAAGAUGGAAACUUGCCCCCUGGAUGAUGAUUUAAAUGCCCUGCAAAAGCUGCUAGAAGAACAUAAAAGUUUGCAAAAUGAUCUUGAGGCUGAACAGGUGAAAGUGAAUUCAUUAACUCACAUGGUGGUAAUUGUGGAUGAAAACAGUGGUGAGAGUGCUACAGCUGUUCUAGAAGAUCAGUUACAGAAACUUGGGGAGCGCUGGACGGCGGUGUGCCGUUGGACUGAAGAACGCUGGAACAGAUUACAGGAAAUCAACAUAUUGUGGCAGGAAUUAUUGGAAGAACAGUGCUUGUUAAAGGCUUGGUUAACCGAAAAAGAAGAGGCUUUAAAUAAAGUCCAGACAAGCAACUUCAAAGACCAAAAGGAACUAAGUGUCAGCGUUCGACGUCUGGCUAUUUUGAAGGAAGACAUGGAAAUGAAGCGUCAAACAUUGGAUCAGCUGAGUGAGAUUGGCCAAGAUGUGAGUCAGUUACUUGAUAACCCCAGGGCAUCUAAGAAGAUCAACAGUGACUCAGAGGAACUAACUCAAAGAUGGGAUUCUUUGGUUCAGAGACUGGAAGAUUCAUCCAACCAGGUGACUCAGGCAGUAGCAAAGCUGGGAAUGUCUCAGAUUCCUCAGAAGGAUCUUUUGGAGACUGUUCGCGUAAGAGAACAAGUAACUACAAAAAAGUCUAAGCAGGAGCUCCCUCCUCCUCCUCCUCCAAAGAAGAGACAGAUCCAUGUGGAUAUGGAAGCUAAGAAAAAGUUUGAUGCUGUAAGUGCAGAGCUGUUGAACUGGAUUUUGAAAUCAAAGACUGCCAUUCAUACCAUAGAGAUAAAAGAGUAUAAGAAGAUGCAAGAGACCUCAGAAGUGAAAAAGAAGCUGAAGGCAUUAGAAAAAGAACAGACAGAAAGAAUCCCCAGACUGGAUGAAUUGAAACAAACUGGACAAACCCUUGUGGAGCAAAUGGGAAAAGAAGGUAUUCCUACAGAAGAAAUCAAAAAUGUUCUGGAGAAGGUUUUAUCAGAAUGGAAGAAUGUAUCUCAGCGUUUGGAAGAUCUGGCAAGAAAGGUUCAGCUACAGGAAGAUAUAAAUGCUUAUUUUAAGCACCUUGAAGAGCUUGAAAAGGUCAUAAAGACAAAGGAGGAGUGGGUGAAACACACUCCCUUUUCUGAAUCUCCCCAGCAGUCCUUGACAAGUUUGAAGGAUUCCUGUCAGCGGGAAUUGACAGAUCUCCUUGGCCUCAACCCCAGAAUUGAAAUGGCUCGUGAAAGCUGCUUGGCCCUGAAGUGUCGGCCUUCUGCUCCAGAUUUUGUCCAGCAAGGCUUUGAUAGAUUUCUGGGCCGUUACCAAGCUGUACAACGGGCUUUAGAGGAUCGUCAGCAACAGCUAGAGAAUGCAGAACUGAAGAGCCAACCUGGACAUGAAUAUUUGGAAACAUUGAAAACACUGAAAGACAUGUUAAGUGAUUCAGAAAGUAAGGCCCAGACAUCUCUGAAUGUCCUUAAUGAUCUUGCCAAGGUAGAGAAGGCCCUGCAAGAAAAAAAGGCCCUUGAUGAAAUCCUUGAGAGUCAAAAACCUACAUUAUAUAAACUUGCACAAGAAACCAAGGCUUUGGAGAAAAACGUUCCUCCUGGAGUAGAAAAAACGUAUAAGCAAGAAUUUGAUGAUGUCCAAGGAAAGUGGAACAAACUAAAGGUCAUGGUUUCCAAAGAUCUGCAUUUGCUUGAAGAAAUUACUCCCAAACUCAGAAUGUUUGAGGCUGAUUCAAAAGUCAUUGAGAAAUGUAUGGAUGGUGUGAAAGCCUUCUUAAUGAAAGAGCCGGCUGCCCAGGGAGACGCAGCAGGUCUGCAGAGGCAGCUAGACCAGUGCUCUGCAUUUGUUAAUGAAAUAGAAACAGUUGAAUCAUCUCUGAAAAACAUGAAAGAAAUAGAAGCUAACCUUCGAAGCUGUCCAAUUGCUGGAAUCAAAACUUGGGUGCAGACAAGACUAGUUGACUACCAAACCCAACUGGAGAAAUUUAGCAAGGAGAUUGCUAUUCAAAAAAGUAGGUUGUCUGAAAGUCAGGAAAAAGCAGUGAACCUGAAGAAAGACUUGGCGGAGAUGCAGGAGUGGAUGACACAGGCUGAGGAAGAGUACCUGGAGAGGGAUUUUGAGUACAAGUCACCAGAAGAGCUUGAGAGUGCUGUGGAAGAAAUGAAGAGGGCAAAGGAGGAUGUGUUGCAGAAGGAGGUGAGGGUGAAGAUUCUCAAAGACAACAUCAAGUUGUUAGCUGCCAAAGUGCCCUCUGGUGGCCAGGAGUUGACGUCUGAGCUGAAUGUCGUGCUGGAGAAUUACCAACUUCUUUGUAACAGAAUUCGAGGAAAGUGCCACACGCUAGAGGUAUGUUGUUUUUUUUUUUUUUCAGCAAUGCCUUUCUGAGAUGCAAGUUCUAUAAUGUACUGACCAUUUCUAAAUCUUGGAAAAAACUUUGUUUUCUUUCAAAUACUGGAUCAUAAAGGAAAAGUAGUUCGUAGGGAAUAGAUUGAUAAAAAACGAAACACGGUUCAAAAAAACAGGAGACUAAGAUCUGUCCCCAGUUAUUGGAAAUUUCUUGGGCAAGUCUUUUAAUAUCUUCAGACUUUACUUUUUUAAUGUAUGCAAUCAGGGUUUUCAUGUUACACAUGACCUUCUUCUGAAUUUCUGAAGACAUUGUAAGCAUCUCCUUUGUUUUGCCUGAUUGAGUACACAGAAAUGAAUUGAAGUUUUUUGUUUUGUUUCUUUAAAUUUUAAAUGGUGUCUAAAGUUAGAGAGUCAUCUGAAGGAAAAGUAGAACUUAAAUAUGCUGAUAUUUUGCUUUGCCUUAGAUAAAGUACCUUUUUUUUCUCUCUGGACAUUAGAUUUAAGAUGCAGAUGACUCUGUGAGGUUUUUCUUUU